CACUCCUCCACACGUGUUUCGUUCGUAAACAUUUUCGGCAUGUUUUAGAAAUCGUGGUUUUAGCAUAUAAAGUUAAGAAAAAGUGACAGAAAAUAAGAUAGAAUGACUCACCUGCGAACGGAGGAAAAGCCGGAGCCCCAUGAGCAGAAAUCCGUAUUUAAAGAAAGCAGCUGCAUCUUCCGACGGAAUCGAGCUCUGGGCUACGUGAGCAACCAGGUUCCGGCGGUCACUCGCUAUGUGCAGCGUCGACGGGACACUUUGCUUAUCACCUGCAUUGGCAGAUCCUUCCAGGUGUAUACCGCCAAUCACUUCAGACUGCUGCAUGUAAGCGGGUUGCAUCCGGACGAGAUUACGGCGUUGGCCACUGAUCGCCUGCACACCUACACGGCGAGCAACAAGUGCAUCUACGCCUGGAGAGCGGGCAAACACAUCCGGCACGUUUACCGUGGCCAUCAGAAGGAUGUUCACUUAUUGCUGCCUUUUGGUUCAAAUUUGAUAGCCAUUGAUCGGGCAAACGUACUAAAAGUAUGGAAUAUUCCCACCGAAGAUGUCUAUCUCGAAGUGCCUUUCCGUCCCGAAGAAUUCCAGAUCACCGCAGUGGCACAUCCGCCAACGUACAUCAACAAAAUAGUACUGGGCUCCCAACAGGGUCAACUAAAAAUAUUGAACAUUAAGAAGAACAGUGUGGUGUGCACUUUAAGUCACCAUGAUAGCAGGAUCACAUGCGUUGAACCGUCUCCUGCCUUGGAUGUCGUAGCCGUGGGCCAUGGAGAUGGCGCCAUCAUUCUGCUCAACCUUAAGUUUGAUGAGGUGCUGAUGACUUUCCAGCAGGAUUGGGGUCUAGUUACCAGCCUCUCCUUCCGCACCGACGGUCCUCCGAUCCUGGUGUCCGCCUGCAGUAAUGGUUAUAUGGCCUUUUGGAAUCUGGAGGAGCGCAAGUUGGCAGGUCAGCUACAGGCUCAUGUAGAGUCGGUGACCACUGCCAUUUGCCCGCCAAGCGAGCCAGUGGUUUUCACCACCUCGCCGGAUAACUCUAUGAAGAUGUUUGUGUUCGAUAUGCCAGAUGGUGGGGCACGUCAACUGCGGAUCAGAGAGGGGCACACAAAGCCACCUCUCUGUAUACGCUACCAUGGCAAUUCGGGAGUUUCCAUUCUAUCCUCCGGCGAAGACAGUACAAUGAGGGUAUUCUCCACCAUCUCGGAGUCACUGAACAAAAGUAUGGGCAGAGCAACCUACAAUCAAAUAUCCACUAAAAAGAAGAAUCGCUUUCAGUACGACAAGUUUAGCAUGCCGCCCAUCCUGGAGUUCACCUCAGACACUACCCGCGAGAAGGAGUGGGAUAACAUUGCUGCCAUUCAUGCUGGAGUUAUUCAGACGACUACUUGGACGUUUGGUAAUAAUCGUAUGGGCGAGCACCGUCUGGUGCCAAAGCAGUUUCAAAACAGCAACCGCACUAACUUCCAGUGCGAGACUACUUGCAUCGUGCUGACGCACUGUGGCAACUUCGUGAUCAUCGGCUACAGCAGUGGCGAUAUCGAACGCUUUAAUAUCCAGUCUGGCUUUCAUAGAGCUAGCUAUGGUUCCCCGGGACACAAGAUGGCAGUGCGCGGCUUAGCCAGCGACAACCUCAACCAGACUGUCAUCUCUGGCUGUUCGGAGGGUCUGCUCAAAUUCUGGCCGUUCAAAGGAAAGGUUGACAAACCUCUGGCUGUUCUACGCCUGGCGGAUGGAAUUGCUCUAAUCCGACAGCAUCGCGAAAGCUCCAUGCUGGCCGUUGGUCUCGAAACUUUUAAGGUGUUUGUGGUGGACAUGCACACGAGGGUGAUUGUCCGCAAGUUUGUCGGUCACACAGCAAAACUAAACGACCUCACCUUUAGUCCAGAUAGUCGCUGGUUGAUCACCGCCUCUAUGGAUUCCACGAUAAAGGUGUGGGACAUACCCUCCUCCUACAUGGUGGAUCACUUCAAAGUGGAGGCGCCUUGCGUAUCGUUGAGCAUGUCGCCCAACGGUGAUUUUCUAGCUACCGCACAUGUUGGUCUUUUGGGCAUUUACCUAUGGGCCAACAAAACGCUCUUUAACCAGAUUUCCUUGCGCUCUAUCGAUCCAUUGGAGGCUGCUCCUUAUGUAGGAUUACCAACCAAUGUGUGCGAAGCUAUCGAACUGGAGGAUGGCAUGCAGGAACUAGAAAUUGAUGAAGACGAAGAGUCAAAACUCGGAGAGCUAGUCGAUGCCAAGUACGAGACUCCAACUCAGCUGUCUGAGGAGUUAAUAACGCUAUCUGGAUUAGCGGCAUCGCGCUGGCAGAAUCUUUUGGAUUUGGAGCUGAUCAAGCAACGCAAUAAACCCAAGGCGCCACCAAAGGCUCCUAAGCAGGCUCCAUUUUUCUUGCCCACCGUCUCGGGUCUGGAAUUGCGCUUCGAUGUGCAGAAUGGUCAAAAGGAAGAGGACAACUCCCGCAUCCGAAAGGCUUCCACGCUCAACAAUCUAACUGCCUUUGGUCAGUUGCUUGAGGAUACUUCUGAUAGCCAGGAUUUCGCUCCUGCUGUGGCGCACUUAACACAAUUAGGUCCCUCGAUGGUCGACUUUGAGAUCAAAUCGCUGCACCCAGAGGCUGGAGGAACCCUACUCGCCAUGUUGCAGUUCCUAAAACUGGUGCAGUUUAUGUUUGGCACCAAUUUAAACUUUGAGCUGGCUCAAUCCUAUCUUAGUGUCUACCUGCGAUCGCAUGGACUUGGAUUGACGGAGUCUCCAGAGCUGGUUAAGCAGCUGCGCAGUGUUUCCCAGGUACAACAGGAAGCUUGGCAGCGCGUGGAGGAGAAGCUAAUCUACGGAACUGGAGUUGUGGCUGCACUUCGGAAUUUCGCUCAUUAGUUAUUGGCUUCUACAAUAUUAUUUCGUAGACUUCACCUUAAAAUUUUGUAAAUAAAUUUACAAGACAUUUUAAA
Molecule: messenger RNA, 2945 nt
Organism: Drosophila eugracilis
Lineage: Eukaryota; Metazoa; Arthropoda; Insecta; Diptera; Drosophilidae
Product: WD repeat-containing protein 36
Exons: 3
Coding region: 103-2871 (922 amino acids)
Biological process (GO): rRNA processing
Cellular component (GO): small-subunit processome; Pwp2p-containing subcomplex of 90S preribosome
Molecular function (GO): protein binding
Source: RefSeq, a predicted model, not a curated record